AACCAGAUAGAAGCGUAAAUUUUAUCACAGGCUGGUCAAGAAAGGCAAACUUAAUAUUUUAGGAAACAAGUAAAUGAUAUCGCAGAUGCAUGUUUGAAUAGGGUGCAUUUAAAAUAAUACACGUGCAAGCAAACGAUAAAACGCAUGCGCCAGUGCUAGUUAAUAAUAAACGCAGUUAAUCGGAUUGGCAACAAAGAAAGUUAUUCCAUAGACAUAAUGGAUGCAACCUCGGACUUAAUUUGGCCGGCUGUGUUAUUUACACUGCUUGCAAUGACUGUAGCAGCCGUUAUCACGGUGAAAAACAAUACUAAAGCGCCAUUAAAGUGCAUCAAUCAAAGUACUGCUGUUGUGGAUGGAGGCACUGGAGACAGCUCGCAAAAUAAUGACACUGGAGCGCAUAAUUCAGAGAUUCUGCAUCAAUCUAAUGCAAACAAACUUGCAUCCAAAGAUGAAAAUGUACAGGAUUCUACCCCAGAUAAUGAGGAAGAGGUCUGCAGGACAGACGCUGAAGAGGAUUCAUCUGAAUAUGGGAUAAGGAAUGCUCUGAAGGAUUAUGCUCAGUCAACUGAUGCUGAAGAGAAACCAUUGAGGUACAUGGCUGGCAUGCUGAGGUCCAGUCAGCUUAAAAAGAUGAUGACCAAAGAAGAACUGGAGGAAGAGCAGAGGGUUCAACGAGAACAGCUAGCUGCAAUCUUUCAGCUGCUAAGAGACAAACAAGACACAUUUGGUGAUGUGACACAGAACGAUUUACAAGAACAGCUUCAACUCUACUCUUAUUAAUCUAGUCAACUCUGUCUGUCUGUCUGUCUAUCAUAUUUAAUGUACUAUAUUAUUUUACUGUAUUAUACAAUAUACUUAUAUAAUGAAUAAUAUAACUUCAGAGUCAUUGUCUUAAAUGCCUACUAAGUAUUUUGCUUUGUUCUGAGAAAGUUUAUGAGGUUGGUGAUUUCAAAUGGAACUUUUAAUUAAUUAAAUUUAUUUAUUGCAAUGUUAACUUUUUUAUUUGAGCUUCUUAAAUAAAGCAAUCUGUUUGCACAA
Molecule: messenger RNA, 1038 nt
Organism: Misgurnus anguillicaudatus (oriental weatherfish)
Lineage: Eukaryota; Metazoa; Chordata; Actinopteri; Cypriniformes; Cobitidae
Product: alpha-N-acetylgalactosaminide alpha-2,6-sialyltransferase 1-like
Biological process (GO): oligosaccharide biosynthetic process
Molecular function (GO): alpha-N-acetylgalactosaminide alpha-2,6-sialyltransferase activity
Source: RefSeq, a predicted model, not a curated record